This is a messenger RNA of Scomber japonicus (chub mackerel), 1413 nucleotides long. Its product is annotated as NACHT, LRR and PYD domains-containing protein 1b allele 3-like. The record is from RefSeq and is a predicted model, not a curated record. The transcript has a single exon. Gene Ontology annotation, biological process: regulation of apoptotic process. The coding region runs from base 1 to 1413 and encodes 470 amino acids. NCBI's taxonomy places the organism in Eukaryota, Metazoa, Chordata, Actinopteri, Scombriformes, Scombridae.
AUGAUUACUUCUGCUGCUGGUCAUUUACUCACAAGCAUUUUCACACGGAGACAUGGGACUGACCAUGAUGCUCCAGAGCAAAUGAAGCCACUUACUGCAGCUGACCAAACCUCUGAAAACUCACUGCCAGCCCACUCUCGCGUCCUACAACCCCAAGAUAGCUUCAGGAGCAGAAGAGACUCCAGCUACUUGCCUUGUUCUCACAGUGAUCCCUCACUCAGUCAAAUAAACAUAGCAAAGAACAGGAACUUUACAAGAGCAAAGAGCUUACCUGACAUGCUGUUAAAAGACAGCUUUGAGGAGUUUAUACCUGAUAUCACUGUUGAUGAAAAUGAGGAAAUCUACAGAUUCCACUGCUCCGGUCCAGGCCUGUACCGGUGCAGUGAGACAGAUCUGAUGUUUCACAUGAAGGGAGAAGGGGACGUGGUUUACAGGAUUGUCCCCUGGAACCACAGACUACUGGCCCAACAUUACAAGAAGCCUGCAGGACCCCUAUUUGACAUCAAAUGUCUCCAGCAGUCUGUGUGUCAGCUUCAUCUCCCACACUGUGAGAUCCGCUCCACAGGUGGAUGUGAAUUCCUGUCAGUUGCUCAUGUGAAUGAUGAGGGCAUCGAGUUUAUUACUCCUCAUAAGAUAACAGAAACUCAUGUCAUUAUAAACAUCACAGAGUUUUCUGGUUUUGGUAAUGUCAAGGAUGAAGACUCUCCUCCUGACCCGGUCCGAGCGCUGGUGCUGCUGUUCUACAGACCUCCAACUGAUCCUGAUCCUGAAUCUGUCCUCAAUGUGUUGUUGCUACCAAAGAACGUUGUGCUGCGUGAUGUGCUGCGUAUGAGGAAGAAGUUAGUUGUAGAUGAGAGGUACAUCGAGACAUCUCCACACUGUAAACUGAUCCCAAAGCAGGAGUACACACUGUCCACUAGUCCUGAAGACGACUCAGUUCUAGUUCAACCAACAGAAGCAGAAUUUGAUGAAGAGUCCUACGACAACUACUUUCCAUCAUUCCAGGUUAAUUUUGAAACAAUCAUGAGAUAUAUGAAGCUGUUUUUGAGAGACACCAACAGCUCCCAAAGUGUCUGGGAAAGACGUGUUUGUCUUUUGUCCACUGGAGUAAGAAAGCCCUGUGGGCAGAGUGCUCUGACUUCCCCUUCUAGUGAGAGACUGAUGGACAUACGGACCUGUUUCAUCGAUGGGAUAUCAGGACCUGUUCUCAAAAGUCUGCUGGAUAAACUGUUUGAGAAAAAGGUGAUAACUGAUCCUGAAUGGGAGUCAGCCGAAAAGAUGCAAAACAAAAGAGACAUGGCUCGUUUUGUCAUCGACACGGUGAGGAAGAAAGGUGAAGCUGCGAGUUCAGAGAUGAUUGAGUUUCUCUGUGAGUUCGACCCCUUCCUCUGUGAACAUCUUGGGUUGAUCUGA